AUGCACCUCGACCGUGACGGCGAUCCCCAGCAUCGGGUCGCUACAGCAGACACUUUGCUCUCCGCGGCCGACCGGUUCGAUAGGGAACAUCGACAGAAGAGCCGUGCGAGGGCGUUUGGGGCUCGGUAUCUGCGUAUUGUCGGGGGAUUGCAAUCUUACUUCUCGGCAAUUGAUAGUGUCAUUUCGUCCAACCCGAUGAUUGCGGCAUGUGUUUGGGGAGCGCUGCGUUUUGUUUUCGAGGUCGCUAACAAGUACUUUCGUUUCUUCGAGAGCUUGACUUCGUCGCUCGAGCGUGUCGCUGAGGAUCUCGACUUCUAUAAUGACUACGCGAUCAUAUUGUACAACAAGUGGGAUCGAGUUCAAACAGUACUUCUUCGCGUCUACACUAACAUUCUACAUCUCUGCGACGAGGCAAAACUGGAACGGGAUCGGGCACUUGAGGAAAGACUGCGUGCAGAACAGGAAAGAGAAGCGGCGCGGGACGAGCGCGUGGCGCAGGCCUUGGAGCGAGCCGACCAGGCGUUCGAAAGGAAGGACCAGUCCGUGGAGCGUAAGCAGCAGGCUAUCGAGAGGAUCGACCAGGCUGUCGAGCGGAAGCAGCAGAGCGUGGAGAGGAGGAAGCAAAGCGUGGAGAGAAUGAGUCAAGACGCGCAUAGGGUGCACUGGGAAGUUGCAAGAACGAGGGACGAGAUUCGACGUGAUGGAGAAGAUGAUCGCAUUCAGGCCUUUGAUUUGAGGGCCGUCCAUGCUGAGAUCUGUCGCGUCCCUCUUCCUGGAACGGGCAACUGGCUCGUCGAUAGCCCGGAGUUUCUAGCCUGGUCGACGUCAAAGAGCAUCCCUGACAAUGUCUUAUGGUGCUUCGGGAAGCCGGGGUCUGGGAAAACGGUAUUGACUUCUAACGCGAUUGACGAGGUGAUAACCGGUCACGAAUCUGAUGGCUCCGUGGCCGUCGCCUCUUUUUAUCUUAGAUUCGAUGACCCUCGCCGACGAACCACUUCGGCUGUGCAACGCACCAUUCUCUAUCAACUGCUCCGUCGACUUUCAAAGGAAGACUUGCACUCGUUCGUCCAUGAAUUUGCUUCCGUGUACAGCGGCAAUACUGUCACCGAUGACAUCGACGUGAUGUCUUUGAUUCUUCGCCUCGCGGAGAAGUUUGGUCGGGGCUUCAUCGUCAUUGAUGCCCUAGACGAAUGCGAUGACCUCCCGAAUCUCCUCGACUUGCUCUCUAGACUUCGGCGCCAUUUCCGAAUCCUCGUUUUCAGCAGAGAUCUACAGGAAAUCCGUCUCGGGCUCAGUGGAUGUGUCGAGGUUUCUUUGGAUGCAUAUGACCGCCACACAGAGAUUAUGCGUUUCGUGAGAACCAGAGUGUCUGAGUACCAUCAAUCUGGAAGGCUCGUUGUCGGUACAGAGGGCCUUCUGGACGAGAUCGUCGAUGCACUCACACAGCAGGCUGACGGAAUGUGGUUAUGGGUCAUACUCCAGAUCGCCAGCCUAUGUCGACAGAGGCGAGAUGCAGAUAUACGAGCGGCUCUUCGAGACUUACCACCGGACCUGGAUACUACCUAUUACCGGAUUUUACAGCGCAUAGAUUCCCUGGGAUCGCGGACAUCAUCCCUCGUCCAACAUGCACUGGAAUGGUUGGUCGGUGCCUCCCGACCUUUGUCCGUCGACGAGCUUGCGAAAGCCGCUGCCGUGUCCGACCUGUACGACGAGGCGCUGGACGAUCAUAGCCCUAUCAAUGAUGCUCUGGGAUUGAUCGACGAUUGCUCGAAUCUACGAUGUUUCAUGCACAUGCGCCUCCUGAACAGGAAGAAGGCCCAGCUGGACACUCAGUCUCAUAACGAGUCAUCGCCGGUUUCCACGCUCAGUAUGACCGAUGUUUUGCUGCGGUCUCUCGACGUUUUAGAUCUUGAUCUCCGGCAAGCACUCACAAAUGCAUACUUGGCCGCACUUCCUUCCCCUCCCAACCGUACCGCACUCGAAGAGGUCUUUGAUUCAUUUCGACUUGCGCUCAGUCUCACACAGGCCUCGGACGAUGGCCAGAAACGCUUGCAGGUGGCGAAAACACUCCACCAAAUCUAUGUUCGCUCACGAAACAGCCUUGUCUUGUAUGCCGCCGCGGCUACCUAUCGUUCCCUCGCUGAUCAUAAUCUCAAGCGGGCUCAGGUUUGGGUUGAGGGCGCUACUUCCGAGAACGUGCUUCAGGCACUGCCUUUAGCGAAUAUCGUCCAUAUUGCCUGUCCGUCCACUCACGGCGUACAUGGUAGAUGGAGACCUAAGCCUCUCGACGAUGCGAUCUACCUCAAAGACAAUGCGACAAUGACGACUCAGGAUCUAUUGCGUCUUGACACGCUGCCUGCCGAAUUCGUGUCUCUCAACUUGUUCUCAAGCUCGUCGUACCACGCCAAAACAAGACAGGAUCAGCUCGGGAUGGUUGCGUGUUUGCUUCACAUUGGGGUUGGUAAUGUGGUGGCAGCAAUGUGGUACGUCCCCAUACGUCGCAAAAAGCUCUACGUGAAUUACUGA
Molecule: messenger RNA, 2526 nt
Organism: Stereum hirsutum FP-91666 SS1
Lineage: Eukaryota; Fungi; Basidiomycota; Agaricomycetes; Russulales; Stereaceae
Exons: 10
Coding region: 1-2526 (841 amino acids)
Source: RefSeq, a predicted model, not a curated record